ACCAGAUGGUGCCCGAGGCCGCGGCUAUGCCGGCCAGGGCCUGGACAAGGUGGAGCCCAGUCGCUAGUCCCAGUCCCAUCCCCUCUACUCCAGCACACGUGACCAUCGCCACCGCCUGCUACCAGCACCAUGGCUCAGCCACUGCCUCGGCUGUCUGUCCCCGCCGCGCUGGCCCUGGGCUCGGCCGCGCUGGGCGCCGCCUUCGCCACUGGUCUCUUGCUGGGGAGACGGUGGCCUCCGUGGGGGUCCAGGCGACAACAGAGCCUGCUGCCCCCUGCGGACAGUCCCCUGUGGCAGUAUCUGCUGAGCCGCUCCAUGCGGGAGCACCCGGCGCUGCGAAGCCUGCGACUGCUGACCCUGGAGCAGCCGCAGGGGGAUUCCAUGAUGACAUGUGAGCAGGCCCAGCUUCUGGCCAACCUGGCCCGGCUCAUCAAGGCCAAGAAAGCGCUGGACCUGGGUACUUUCACUGGCUACUCCGCCCUGGCGCUAGCCCUGGCGCUUCCCGAGGCUGGCCGCGUGGUGACCUGCGAGGUGGACACGGAACCCCCGGAGCUGGGGCGGCCCCUGUGGAAGCAGGCCGAAGUGGAGCAGAAGAUCGACCUUCGGCUGCAGCCGGCCCUGCAGACUUUGGAUGAGCUCCUAGCGGCGGGCGAGGCCGGAACCUUCGACGUAGCGGUGGUGGACGCUGACAAGGAGAACUGUGCCGCCUACUACGAGCGCUGUCUGCAGCUGCUUCGCCCCGGAGGCGUGCUCGCCGUGCUCAGAGUCCUAUGGCGCGGAGAGGUGCUGCAGCCCAAGCCCAGGGACAAGGCUGUGGAGUGCGUUAGGAACCUGAACGAGCGCAUCCUCCGGGACGCCAGGGUCUACAUCAGCCUCCUGCCCCUGGGGGACGGGCUCUCCUUGGCCUUCAAGAUCUAAGGAGAACCCCGGCCAGUGACCCUUGUUUUAAACCUGACAAUAAAAGGACUGGGACACACGACCUUCUGAGCAUCCAUAUUUGGUUCAUUAGGUGGUUCCCUACAGGAACACAGACAGCUUUUCCAGUAAAGUAUCUCCCUGGCACCAAGGCUUGUGGCCCUAUCUGACAGGGUAGUUUUAAUAAGCUGUUGCAGCUGUAUGCAUUGAGUAGACUCCCAACCGGCUAUGGGGGCUAGAUGGAAGGGAGGGCCUUAUCUAUCUCCUGGGGUCUGACAAGACAGAGGUCCUGCAAGAGAGCAACCUAGUCAUAGGCUGCUGGUGGUCUACCCACAUUUCCCCAGGGCUGUUGCCUCCCCACCAUUACCUGGGCAAUGAAAGCCCUCUGUAGUGGGUAGCUGGUCCAGCUUUGACCUGGAAGUACUACCCCUAGUGAGGCUUCCGGGACUGUCAUGCCUACCUAUGACCUGCCCCUGAGGUGUGGCUGAGACAGGAGCCCUUAAGACCCAGAGGGCUCUCUUGGUUCCUGGUGAUCCUGGAUGCUGCUGGAUGGUAGACCAAGCAGAGUUCUCCAGAGAUCACCGCUGGACUGCACUUCACCUCUCCUGCAUCCUGUAACAUAUCCCUUUACUUGUUGUAAGUUACCCCAAAAUAAACCUCCCUUUUAACUA
Molecule: messenger RNA, 1586 nt
Organism: Peromyscus californicus insignis
Lineage: Eukaryota; Metazoa; Chordata; Mammalia; Rodentia; Cricetidae
Gene: Comtd1
Product: catechol-O-methyltransferase domain containing 1
Exons: 7
Coding region: 130-918 (262 amino acids)
Molecular function (GO): O-methyltransferase activity; S-adenosylmethionine-dependent methyltransferase activity
Source: RefSeq, a predicted model, not a curated record